This is a messenger RNA of Dicrocoelium dendriticum, 1412 nucleotides long. NCBI's taxonomy places the organism in Eukaryota, Metazoa, Platyhelminthes, Trematoda, Plagiorchiida, Dicrocoeliidae. The record is from the annotation of a GenBank genome assembly.
GUCUUACUGAUGUCGUCUAACCCAGCCUCCUAUUGACAUACUUUACAUGAUCCAGCACACUGUAUUCAAUGUCGCAUGAACAUUUUGUUCCGGUAUUCGAACCGUACAAAGCUGCCACAACUGUCCCUCCAGGUUUUCGAGCUCCACUUCCACCCGGUGCCCGACGAAUUUCAUUGUGCGUUGAAAAUCCACAUUCCUUCUUGGGCCGCGAUUUGCCCCGCAUUCGUGCAUCUAAACUUCUGCCUUGUUACGGAGUCAUUGUGCGGGAACAGCCACACAACAUCACAUCUUCCUGUGGGCAUCCAACUCCGGAUGCGCGACUUCCUAAACCAACGGCCACGGUAGUUCCCACGACCGUAAGCUCUAUCUCUCUGUCGCCCCCUCCUUCUGCAGUCUUGUGUUCAUCAUGUAAUCGACAGCGUUCUAGUACUACAGAUGUUACCUGCCAAACGGAUGACAUUGGUAUCGACAUGGAUCUUCUGUUGCACAUUGAAGACAUGAUCCGAACUCAGCGUAGUCUCACUCUACCCAGGUACACGCUGGAUGAUGAACAGGCAAACCAAUGCGAUGGCGUCUCCUUGUGUCGGAAAGUUCAAGAAUUGCAGGAAGCGCUGCUUGUUCAAGGCAAUGUGAACAAUGAUCUCAAGCGUCUGCUAGUCUCGGCGCUCGCGGGCAAUUCCGACCUAGCAUACAAGCUGGUAGAUUUAACUUCAGAUAAUGUAAACCUGACCGGAAAGAGUGAGCAUUUGGCCGCGCAGAAAGCUGCACUGGCUGAAAUUGCCGAUACCGCCGGAAUUGCAGCCGAUGUGUGGCGAGCCAAGUGCUUGGCAGGUCGCGUGGUCGCCACUGAGGCUGCUCGGCGGUUGGCUGUCGCAAAUCGACAAAUCCAACUCGUCAAACACGCGUUGGCUCAUUUAUUGGGUGAACGGGCACGUUUGCGACGGGACUUGGGUCAAACGGCGUCGUUGCUGCUCCGCUGUCUGCAAUCCAGUGCGAUCAAUUCUGACUCAUGUCAUCGUGUGGCCCAGGACACUCUCGAGUUGGCCUCCUUAUGUCACCAGUUGGCGUCCAUAUGCCAUCCGGUCACCAAGAUGGAAACACCUUUCCAUCCGAUCGUUUGCCAGGCCGAUAGCCCCGGAGAACGAUUGGCUUUGCAGAUUCUGAUGAACAAUUUACCGGACUGCAUUCACCUAGACCAACCAAGUUGCCUAUCCACCACUGACGCUUCCCAAGGUGUUCGAGAACAGUCCCAAGUGGAUUUGUCCACCCUGAUGCCUGUGCCACCUCCGCCAGAUUCAGAAGACCUCAUCGAAAUGGCCAUUCAAUCAUUUUCUUCUUCACGCCCCUUGGGGCCGGUCACGUCGCACAUGUCCGCAUGUCGCGGCUGUAACGGACACCUGACGGCCAUCUGA